CAAGGAAGGAGAGGCCCGGUCCCAAAGGAACCAGAGGGAGACGAGCCAAGGAGAGGGUGAGGAGGUGGAAAGUCAAGGACGCAUAUCAGUACACAAGAGGAUGCGCAAAAAUGCAUCCCAGAGGCUAGGACCCAGAACUGAGGAAUCUGGAGAAAAUUCUGAGGAGCCCCGCAAUGAAGAUGCCAGAGAUAUCCUCAAACUGAGGAAAGAGAUGGAGGAACUAAAAAGGCAAAUCGAUAGGGAUGGGUCUUUCGGGCCCACCGUGGAGAUAAUCUCCCCUUUUACUUCCAGGGUGAUGAAAGCUAAGCUGCCCAGGGGUAUGAAAGCCCGUUACAAAGGAGUCACUGAUCCCAAUGAUCACUUGGCCGCAUACCAAACUCACAUGCUGAUGCACGCGGUGGAGGAUGAAAUCCAGUGUCGCCUUUUCGUAGGGACUUUGGAAGGGCCGGCCGUAAAAUGGUUCCUCACCCUUUCUAAUGGGACCAUUGAUUGCUUCAAAGAUCUUGCCCAACUCUUUCUCAAUGCAUAUGGAGGAAGGUUCCAGCCAAAGAAGCACUUCACCCAUCUUUUCUCCCUAAAGAAAAAGGAGAGAGAAACCAACACUGAGUUGGUGCAAAGGUGGAAUGAGGCAAUCAAUGAGGUGGAGCCCAUGGACGAUAAGACUUCCAUCGCUCUAUUCAUGAGUGUUCUGAGAUCGGGGGAAUUAUUCAGAAGGUUAGAUUACGAUACCCCUACUUCCUACAAGGCUAUGAUGGCUAGGGUCAACAAGUUUUGCGCCACGGAAGAGUCUGAUCGCCUGAAGGAUAAGAAUGAGGGAGCCUUGCACAAAGGUUCAGACAAAGAGAGGAAAGGCGAGAAAACUAAGGCAACCACUCUCUCCAUCCCUACCCUUAAGUCACUGGCCGCGCCAGUGGCAGAAAUUAAGAACAAAUAUUGUAACUUCCAUAGAAGGGCCGGACACGCCACGGAGGAAUGCAUGUUCCUCAAGAAGAUGGAAGGACAGAUGAAGGAGAGGGGACCGAAUGCUAAUAGAGAGCCGAACCAAGGGGGUAAUGUUUGGCGUAGGGAUGCCCAACCUCAACAACAAAUCCAGGAGAACCUGGAAGAAUUCCCCCAAGUAGGAGUCAUCUUUGGCGGUCCAGAAACGAGAGUCACAAACAAGGAGAGGAAGGAAUGGGCCCGCAGGCUAUAUGUGGGGUCCAUUGACGUGGGCCAAGUGGCCAAGAAAGAAAGAAGGGAGCCCAUUGUCUUCUCGGACGAAGAUUUGCCGCUCAUUCCUAGUCCUCACCGGACCCCCCUGGUAAUUUCUAUGGCUACUCACAAAUUGUUUUUCAAAAGAAUAUUGGUGGACACAGGGAGCAGUGUCAAUGUGUUAUAUUGGGAGGCGGUCCAGCAACUGGGAAUCAUGAAGGAAGAUCUCACAAGGCUUAAUAUGCCCUUAUCCGGCUUCACCGGAGACAUAAUUGAACCGGAAGUGUCCAUUAAGUUGGAGGUCAUCAUAGGCGAGCAUCUAAAGGUGAGGAAUAUGAAGAUGGAUUUUGUGGUAGUUGAUAUCAAGUGCGCUCACAAUGCCAUCUUAGGGAGGCCUGGACUAGAGGACUUAGGAGGGACGCUGUCCCUUGAACACUUAUGCCUCAAGUUCAGGACUCCCAAAGGUAUUGGAAGAGCCCUUGGUGACCAGCCCGCAGCCAAGAAGGCUUAUCUAAAUUCCUGCAAGAAGAUAGACAAGGAGAACCUCAACAUCCAAACCAUUGGACAAGCCUUGGAAGAUAAAGAAAGGAAAGAGGAGGACCGGGAGAGGCCUAAGACAGCUGUAGAAAUGGAAGAAGUGAUGCUAUUCUCUGAUGGGGAUCCAGAGAAGGUCGUAAGGAUCGGCUUAGGGCUAGAGAAGGAUACCCGUGAAGAGAUUAUCCGAGUACUAAGAGAAAACUCGGUCCUCUUCGCAUGGGAAUCCAAAGAUAUGCCUGGAUUCGAUCCUUCAAUCAUUUUCCAUAAGUUGAACAUCAAGAUGGGUUCCCUCCCAGUCAAAGAGAAGAAAAGUAAGGACGGAUCAGGGGGAGGAGCUGUCCUCACCUCCCCUGAAGGCUUUAAGGCCUAUCACUCCUUUAAGUUCAUGUUUCGGGCCACCAACAAUGAAGCAGAGUACGAGGCCCUCAUCGGGGGAAUCCAGAUUGCCCUAUUUAUGAAAAUAAGGAACGCUCGCCUCAAAUCUGAUUCAAAAUUAGCCAUUGGGCAGCUAAGAGGAGAGAUGGAAGCAAAAGAAGGAAGGUUGAAGAAAUACAGAGACUGCGCCAGGACCCUACUUGGAAGAUUUGAGUAUUAUGAACUCAUAUAUGUUCCAAGGGAGGAAAAUGAAGAGGCGGAAAUGCUUGCCAAACUGUGUAGGACCGUCUCGGUCCACAUGGAAAGCAUGGUGAGGCAGCAUGAAAAGAUUUGUCUUGUUUGGGAAGAGGCGGUCCCUGUUCUUGAGAUAUCCGGUCCAAGUACAACAUGGAUGAGCCCCCUCUCCACAUAUCUUGAAAAGGGAGAGCUCCCUGUUGACCCCAAGGAGGCCAGUAGAGUCCAAUUGAUGGCUCCUAAGUAUCAAUUGAAUGGAGGGAGAUUGUACAAAAGGACCUUGGGUGGACCGAUGCUCAAGUGUUUAGAUGAAAGAGAAGCGAGAAAAAUAUUGGAAGAGGUGCACCAAGGAGUCUGUUCUGCCCAUCAAGGUGCCCUCACUUUGGCAAGGAAGGUGAUUUUACAGGGGUUUUAUUGGCCCACUUUGAAGAAGGAUGCACUGGAAUUGGUUAGGAAAUGCCUAACCUGUCAAGCAUUUGCACCAAUCCCUGGACGCCCAUCCACCUUUUACACCCCUGUCACUACGGCUAUCCCUUUUGCUAGAUGGGGGUUGGAUUUGGUGGGCCCUUUCGUCCAGGGAGCUGGAAGGAAGAAAUUUGCUAUCGUGGCAAUAGAUUACUUCACCAAGUGGGUCGAAGCGGAGGCCCUUGUGAAGAUUACGGAGGAAAAUUGCCGAAAGUUCGAAUCAACGCAAAAGAAACCAUAUUACUUCUUCUAUUAUGAUGAAAAGAAGAAGAUUCACAUACCACUUCCGGAACCCACACAAAUCAAACCGAGGUAUAGACAUUCGGUUCGAGUAGACUGGAACCCGCCAACCGCAAAACGACAAGUUGGCCAAGGCGGUCAAAGAAAGCGUUCCUGCACUGGCAAGAACGUGGCCUCUUCCUCAGCCCCUCCACCACCGGCGCACAAGUACCUCGACGGGUCGUUCCUUUGGUUCAACGACCACGUAGAGGCGACGCGGUUCUCAGAGAAAUUUGAGCACCGAGAGAUUCUCCCUCCCCGAUUCUCUACCGCCCGCUUCAUUCAUGACUCCAUUCCAUGUGAGGCACGGGUUAUCCUCGAACGUGGAAACUUCCUCGAUCUCCUCUACAUCAAGAAGGUCAAUUAUCACCCCUUUCUUGUUCGAGCUUUCUACUCGAACUUGAAAAAGGAUGAGGACGGAACGUUGAUCUCUAACGUCAACGGGGUGGAAAUCUAUUUGAAUGAGGAAAACAUUCAAAUCCUCACCGGGCUUCGUCGGGACGGACAAGAUCUCGGGCUCUACGUCGGAGAGGAAGGAGCGCGGUUCAAUGAGACCGCCCUCUUGGAGGAAGAGGACACGAAGACAAUUCAUGUGAUGAUUCACAAUGCCAAUCUCAAUUGGUGUAAAUUUGUGAUGACUCACAUGUUCACCGCCACCUCCGACAAUCGGCCGCUCCCCUACGCCCUCCUCGUCAUGGCGAUUCUUGAAGAGUAUAACAUCAAAACCGAUGUUGGGCCAAAGAUAAAGGGGACAAAGCAUUGGGAGAUUGAUGAAUCCUCUUUCCACUCGGGCACCGACGAGACUCCGUUUCGACAACCUCGUCCACGCCGCCAACGAAGAGCCACUGCCUUAACCGCCACUACUUCGACCAAUCCUUCUCUCGCCGAGAAAAUGGCAGCCUUGACCGCCACUCUCUCUCGGAUUGACACCAACGUCUCCAAAACGGCACACAACGUCAAUACCUUGAGCCGUGAACUUCACGGGUAUUUUGACUUUGUCAAUUACCCGUACGCUCAAUUGGUCCCUUACGUUCCUCCACCGAAUUUUGGAGGUGAACAGAGUGGGACUCAAAACAUUGGUAGGGACGACGAGGUGGACGAUGAGGAAGAGGAAGAAGAAGAGGAAGAAGAAGCCGAAGAUGAUGAUGAAGAUGAAGACGAUGAAGAAGAAGACAUUGACGAAGACCAACUUCUCAAUGAUCUUUCACCGGACUUCUAUCGGGUGGAGAGGAUUGUGCGCAAGCACAUAUCUGUUGGAACACACUUUGUACGAUAAACUAAAGUCGUGUUCAUUUC
Cuscuta campestris is the source of this 4377-nucleotide messenger RNA. NCBI's taxonomy places the organism in Eukaryota, Viridiplantae, Streptophyta, Magnoliopsida, Solanales, Convolvulaceae. The record is from the annotation of a GenBank genome assembly.